Messenger RNA from Hyaena hyaena (striped hyena), 1232 nucleotides. Its product is annotated as carcinoembryonic antigen-related cell adhesion molecule 6-like. NCBI's taxonomy places the organism in Eukaryota, Metazoa, Chordata, Mammalia, Carnivora, Hyaenidae. The record is from RefSeq and is a predicted model, not a curated record. Gene Ontology annotation, molecular function: protein tyrosine kinase binding. The transcript is spliced from 4 exons. Gene Ontology annotation, biological process: signal transduction; regulation of immune system process. Gene Ontology annotation, cellular component: cell surface; plasma membrane. Bases 137 to 1210 code for a protein of 357 amino acids.
AGCUCCUGCCCACAGAGGCAAUCAAGCCCAGAGGGAGGAAGGACAGUGGAGGCAACUGGUCAGGACAGCAGUGCCCCUGAGCAUUUCUGCAGCAGACGCUCUCCUCUCAGGAGGGACAGAGCAGGCAGCAGGCACCAUGGAGCCCCCCUCGGCCCCUCCCCGAGGAAGGCGUGUCCCCUGGCAGAAGCUCCUGCUGGCAGUCUCACUCUUAACCUUCUGGAACCCUCCCACCACAGCCCAAGUCACUAUUGAAUCGGUGCCGCCCAAUGUUGCCAAAGGGAAGGAUGUUCUUCUGCGUGUCCACAAUCUGCCUGGGAAUCUUCUAGGCUUUGGCUGGUUCAGAGGGGAAACUAUAGACAUCAGUAGAGAAAUUGUAUCAUAUGCAGCAGACUCACAAGCAGUCACCCCAGGAGCUGCGCACAGCGGCAGAGAGACAUUAUAUCACAAUGGAUCCCUGCUGCUCCAGAACAACACCCUGGAGGACACAGGAUACUACACCCUACAGUACAUACACAGAAAUGUCCAAAUUGAAAAAGUAACUGGACAGCUCCGUGUAUUCUCGGAGUCACCCAAACCCAGCAUCACAAGCAACAAGUUGGACCCUGUGGAGAAUGUGGAUUCUGUAGUAUUAACGUGUGAACCUAAGACUGAGAACACAAGCUACCUGUGGUCAGUAAACAGUAAGAGCCUCCUGAAGAGCACCAGGCUGGAACUGUCCCUGGACAACAGGACCCUCACUUUACAUGGUGUCACAAGGAAUGACAUAGGACCCUAUGUGUGUGAAACUCGGAACCCAGUCAGUGCCGGUCAUAGUGACCCGUUUACCCUGAAUGUUCUCUAUGGUCCGGACACCCCCACCAUUUUCCCCUCAGACUCCUAUUACCAUCCAAGGGCAAACCUCAGUCUCACCUGCUACUCAGCCUCUAACCCACCUGCACAGUAUUCUUGGCUCAUCAGUGGGAAGUUCCAGCCAUCCACACAGGAGCUCUUUAUCCCCAGCAUCACUGUGAAUCAUAGUGGAUCCUAUACCUGCCUCGUCUAUAACCCUGGCACUCACCUCGGGAAGUCCACAGUCAAGAUUAUCACAGUGUCUGGUAAGUGGAUCCCUGGAGCAUCUGCACUGAGCACUGUGGUGGAGGUCUGCCUGGUUUUUAGAAAAGAGCUUAAAAGAGAUAUUUUACAUUUGCUUGUGACACUGACCUGUCCCUGAACUCUCCCAUCACAUGUCUGCA